UUGUCAUCCAUGACGUCUCCAACUGGGACACCACAAGAAGACUCGGAAGCUGGCACUUUACAACUAGCCUCAAUAGCAGCUAAUGACAGAGAUGAGGAAGUUCGCAUGGUGUUGUGAUGUUGGACAGCGAUCAUCUGUGAUCUUUGAGCCUAAGGUUUGGUGCUUUUAUGGCGCAUUUUAGAGGACGUAAUCCUUGACAACAUUAUAUAAAGUGAGAUAGAACACUUCAACUCGCACCGUUUCUUUGAUAGCAUGAUUAAUAUUUAACUUUUUAGAUAUGUGAUUCGCCACUCCUUUGGGAGUCAACCUGUAUGGAAAAACUCAAAACAUUUUUUUAUUUUUUCAAAAGUAUUUGUUGGUUUAUUUGCUGCAAAAUCUAGUUAAGUAAUUUUACAAGCUGAGAUUAAUUUGGCUGUUUUGGUUCCUUUUGGCUGCCAUUAUUUCCCUGUAGCAUAUGGGAAAAAAAAAGAAGAACAAGCAUAAACAGUGUAGGUGUUCUUCCUUAUUGCCCUGCCGGUGUGUAGGUCAGUUCACUCAUGUGUGUCUCCUUUGGUCUAUUCACUCCUGCUCUGAUUCGUGCAACAUGUGGGAUCCAGAGCAAAGGAAAAAAUAUUCCAACUCCAAUUAUAUUAUGCAGGAGACGUCACAGUAUCAUGUUGAGCAUCUGUCCACCUUCAUCAUGGACAAGACUGAGUCCAUCGCCACUGUGGACGACGCCAUCAAAAAACUUGCCCUUCUCGAUUCAAAAGACAAGAUUUGGACUCAGGAAAUGCUCCUGCAAGUCACUGAUAAGGCAGUCAGGCUGCUGGACUGUGACACCCAGGAGGAGCUGGAGAACUUCCCCCUACCCACAAUCCAUCUGUCUCAGGCCGUGCUAAAUCAGACGCGUUACCCGUCCGUGCUGCUGCUUGUGUGUCAGGACAAUGAGCAGCACCGGCCGGACAUCCACUUCUUUCACUGUGACGAGGUGGAGGCUGAAUUGGUUCAUGCAGAUAUAGACAGUGCCCUCGGAGAUAACAAAUAUGGAAAGAAAUCGAGGCUUCAGACACUCAAAAUUAACCAGGAGAAAAUGAAGCACCGAAGAGAGACCAUCCUUCCCCAGUCGCCCCCCAAGGCCGCCCCUGUUCCAAAGGGACGCGUUGCUGCCCCAAUCCCGCAAGACAGGCGAUCCUCUGGACACGGUGAUCCAGAGUCACAUGAAAAGUUAGCCCAGCGUAUUGAGAAGGAUGUGCAAAUCCUCAACUGUGCCCUGGACGAUAUUGAGAUAUUUGUGGCGCGGGUGCAAAAGGCAGCCGAGGCCUUUUCCCAACUCAACCAGCGCAACAAGAGUAAGAAGAAUAAGAAGAAAGGACCAGCAGAGGGCAUGCUGACCCUACGAGCCAAGCCCCCCUCUGAGGAAGAGUUCAUUGAUAGCUUGCAGAAACUAAAGCUUGCCUUCAACCUCUUGGCCAAACUGAAGAAGCACAUCCAAAAUCCAAGCGCGUCAGAGUUGGUUCAUUUCCUCUUUGGCCCUUUGGAGCUGGUGCUGCAGAGUUGUGGCAGUCCUGAGCUGGUCCGUUCUAUUGUCUCCCCCCACCUCUCCAAAGACGCUGUGGACUUCCUGCGGGGGCACCUGACCCCGAAAGAGACCAGCAUAUUUGAUCUUCUUGGAGAGGCUUGGACCAAACCCAGAGCGGAGUGGCCGAGGGAUCAGUGUGCUCCUCCUUAUUAUCCCAAAUUCCGGAAUGGCUGGGAGCCUCCAGCGGAGCUCUUCAGGACGGCCCCAUGGGAAACAGAGUGUCCCGGUGGGCCUCUGGGGUCCCCCAUUAGCCCCGAUUACAGGAAACACUCAACUGCUGAUGAAUUCUAUGGAACCCUUUCCUCCAACUCAUCCAAUGGGUCCUACAACGGGAUGCCCCCCGCACGCAAAUACGCCAAAAUCCGCUACCACUUUGUAGCGCGGAAUGCCAACGAGCUGUCAGUGCUGACGGAUGAAAUUCUUGAGGUGAUCGAGGACGACAAGCAGUGGUGGAAACUAAGGAAUCGUAGCGGCCAAGCCGGUUACGUCCCUUACAACAUCCUGGAUGUUGUCAAGCUAGAUGACCCUGACGGUUUUUACAGCCAGCAAGGCUAUGGUGCGUCCUCUCCAGGCUCCCUAAGCCCAGGAGACAGUUUCAGCAAAGGUCGACACAAAGACAAAAUGAUGGAUGAAGUCAACAAUGAGCUACUGAUGAUGAUCACUGCUAACAAAAGCCAGCCACCCGCCAGAAAGUUCCGCGUUGAGCGACCGGCUGCCACCCAAGUGCCACUCACGUACAACUCCAACCCGGAGCAAGUCAAGUCAUGGCUUACUGCCAAGGGCUUCUCCAAGGCGACGGUAGAUUGUUUGGGCAUCCUGACUGGAGCGCAGUUGUUUUCUCUCAACAAACAAGAGCUGAAGGCCGUGUGUGGAGACGAAGGUGCUCGCGUGUCAUCGCAGAUUACUGUGCAGAAGACACUAAUAGAGAAAUCGUAUGGAGACAGCGAGCUUCAGGAGGUCAUGAAGCGCAGACAGGAGCGAAUCGACUCGGGAAGCACAGACUAAAGCGCCGCGCCUCCACCCCUCCUCUAAUUUCACAAUUCAUGCUGUCCUGCAGAACCCGCGAAAAGACCCGAUGCAUGCAUUGUACACAAUUUUACUGUAUAUUUAUUUUCUUCCCUUUUAUAUGUGCGCAAACUAAUUUGCAUCUCUGAUGUCUCAAGCUUUGUGUGGCUCAGCAAAUAUGAACAGAGGAUGUACAACAUCUUGUGCGAGUGACAUGUACACAGUACAUGCUUGUCAAGUCAAUGUGGCGCAUGCCGAUGCUUAACGGCAAUGUCGAUAUUUCAUCAGUUCAGUCAAAACUAAAAUUUGUUGCGUAAUUUGUGCCUGCAAGUUUUGACAUUUUUCUCAUGCUGUAUGUAUAGCCAAUGAUUUGCAUAUUGCCGUUUACAGUAGGAAGCAGGAGAUACAAAUAGCAUCACCCUGCCGGUAAACUUAUGUUCAUAUUCUACAUUUCGCUCACCAUGAUUCUGCAUGAGUCUGUAAAUUAUGGUUAAAUGCUGUCAUUUUUUUGGGGUGUUGCUUUUCUGCACAGGUGUUAUUUUCAUCUGUUCUGCUUCAGUAAGUAAAUGAAGAUCGACACACAAUCAAAAGGACUGUAAAUAGGAUGGAAAACAAGUGCAAAAGAAGCCGAUUAAAAGUUAGUGAAUUGUUUGAUGUA
Molecule: messenger RNA, 3221 nt
Organism: Hippocampus comes (tiger tail seahorse)
Lineage: Eukaryota; Metazoa; Chordata; Actinopteri; Syngnathiformes; Syngnathidae
Gene: eps8l2
Product: EPS8 signaling adaptor L2
Exons: 20
Coding region: 455-2563 (702 amino acids)
Biological process (GO): regulation of Rho protein signal transduction; positive regulation of ruffle assembly; Rho protein signal transduction
Cellular component (GO): plasma membrane; ruffle membrane; vesicle
Molecular function (GO): actin binding
Source: RefSeq, a predicted model, not a curated record